CCGGUAGCGCGGAGUUAGAUCCCGGGUGUGCACACCCUUGCGGCGAGAAAGGAAGAAACCCCCGGCAAUCCCACGCCCCUCCUCCUGCGGAGCCCUCGGGUGAGGCAGGUUGAAAAGGAGACUGGGCCAGCGAGAGUACUACGUACUCCCCUCCCCCUUGCCACGGGCUUGGCUCGCUGCUCGCCUCCUGCCGGCUCCCGUUUGUGCAUGCAUGCAUGCCCGGAGCCGAGCCUUGCAGCGCGAGUUGCGGCCAGGGCCCCAUUGCGUGUGGCGUUCUUCGGGGGAGUCGUAUGUUGUUUUGUCUGCGGCCCGUUGCUGCGACGGAGAACGGUGGAAAGAGGAGGAGGAGGAG
This is a messenger RNA of Penaeus vannamei (Pacific white shrimp), 352 nucleotides long. The record is from RefSeq and is a predicted model, not a curated record. NCBI's taxonomy places the organism in Eukaryota, Metazoa, Arthropoda, Malacostraca, Decapoda, Penaeidae.